UAAACAACAGUUUCUUAGGAUUAUUAUUAACACCGAAGAAAAAAUGGAAAACGGGAAAAUGGGUUUGAAGCCGAUGGAGAGUGAGCAGCUGAGAGAGUAUGGACACAGAAUGGUAGAUUUCAUUGCUGAUUAUUACAAAUCCGUCGACACAUUUCCUGUCCGUAGCCAAGUUCAGCCGGGUUAUCUUCAUGAGUUGCUGCCCGAUUCAGCACCUGAGCACCCUGAAUCAUUGAAAGAUGUUCUCCAUGAUGUGGAGAGGAAGAUAAUACCGGGGAUAACGCAUUGGCAAAGCCCGAGAUAUUUCGGGUAUUUUCCGGCGAGCACGAGCGUGGGCGGAGUGUUGGGAGAGAUGCUGGACGCUGGACUCGGCGUCUUGGGAUUCACUUGGCUUGCUUCCCCCGUUGCCACCGAACUCGAAAUCGUUGUUCUUGAUUGGCUUGCCAAGCUCCUCAGCCUCCCUCCCCACUUCCUCUCAUCAAAUCAUGGAAAUGGCGGCGGAGGAGUGAUACAAGCGACAGCAUGCGAAGCAGUGCUGGUGGUUUUGGUAGCAGCUCGUGACAAGUUUUUGAGAAAGCUCGGCCAGCAUCAGUUCCCCAACCUCGUUGUCUAUGCCUCCGACCAAACUCAUUCUAGUUUUCUCAAGGCUUGUCAGAUUGGAGGAAUCCGCAAGGAAAAUUGCAGACUGUUGAAAACGGAUUCUUCUACCAAUUACGCUUUAUCCCCGGAUUUGGUUCAGGAAGAAAUUUCUCGAGACGUGGCCAAGGGACUCGUCCCAUUUUUCAUAUGUGCUACUGUUGGCACCACGUCUUCAGCUGCGGUUGAUCCAGUACCCGAUUUAGGAAGGAUAGCUAAGAGGAAUGGGAUGUGGCUGCAUGUGGAUGCCGCGUAUGCGGGGAAUGCCUGCAUAUGUCCAGAGUUGAGGAAAUACAUUGAUGGCGUCGAAGAUGCUGACUCCUUCAACAUGAAUGCUCAUAAAUGGCUCUUCACCGGUCACAACUGUUCUCCCCUUUGGGUCAAGGAUAGACGUUCUCUCAUUCAGGCUCUCAACACAAACCCAGAGUAUCUCAAGUACAAGCAGGCUGCUUGUUCAGACUCGGUGGUCGAUUACAAAGAUUGGCAAAUCCCUCUUUCCCGGAGUUUUAGAUCGCUGAAACUAUGGAUGGUUUUGCGUCUCUAUGGAUCCGAGAACUUGAAAAGCUAUAUAAGAAACCAUAUCAAUCUGGCCAAACAUUUCGAGGAACUUGUAGCACAAGAUCCACUCUUCGAGGUGGUUACUCCAAGGUCGUUUUCGUUAGUAUGCUUCCGCCUGGCGCCUAAGGAGGAAGAAGACGAAGAGACGUGUAACACACGGAACCAUAGCCUGUUGGAAGCAGUGAACUCUACUGGGAAAUUGUUCCUCUCUCACACUGUGCUGUCGGGGAAAACAGUGCUGCGCUUUGCGGUGGGAGCAUCGUUGACGGAGGAGGAGCACGUUACUGAGGCAUGGGUGGCUAUUCGUGAGGAAGCCUCCCACUUGCUCCUCGCCAAUUAAAAUAUUUGUUGUAUUAAGAACCCCCAACUUUUUAAGUUUUUUCAAUAAAGCCCCUAUCUUCCUC
Molecule: messenger RNA, 1595 nt
Organism: Tarenaya hassleriana
Lineage: Eukaryota; Viridiplantae; Streptophyta; Magnoliopsida; Brassicales; Cleomaceae
Product: tyrosine decarboxylase 1-like
Exons: 13
Coding region: 44-1531 (495 amino acids)
Biological process (GO): amino acid metabolic process
Molecular function (GO): carboxy-lyase activity; pyridoxal phosphate binding
Source: RefSeq, a predicted model, not a curated record